AUGGCUCCACUCACAGCAUUGAUACCCCUCGCCCUGGCCGGCAUUGCUGCCGCCAGGCAAUGUUCAAACUUUAUGAUCCAGACUCCUAUCGCCUCGCGACAGGGACAGUUCAAGGAGGUACCAAUCGAAGGCAACCUCGACGUCGGCGCAUUCGUAGCUAGCUUCAACCAGUUCGGCAAGAACUACAGCGCGGAGCUUCUUGAGGGUUACCAGACCCUUCAAGGUACCUACAACAUCUCUGCGCAGUACUGUAAGCCAGCGAGCGGUAGUGGAAACACGAUCCAGCUCUUGAGCCACGGUAUCGGCUUCGACAAGACCUACUGGGAUCUCGAAUAUGAGAACUAUAACUACAGCUACGUCGACGUCGCGUUAGCCGCUGGUUACAGUACUCUCGCGAUCGACCGUCUUGGUAUCGGUAACUCGUCUCACGGAGACCCUUUCAACGAGAUCCAAGCACAAGCCGAAGUCGAAGCCCUCAACUCCAUCACCACACAGCUGCGCUCCGGCAAGAUCCCCGAGAUCAGCUGCGCAUACGAGAAGGUCAUCCACGUCGGCCACUCCUUCGGCAGCGUGCAAUCCUACUGGCUUUCCGCCCUCUACCCCGACAACACCGACGGCGUCAUCCUCACCGGCUUCUCCGUCGCCGGACAAUUCCUCGCUUACAUCACCGCCGGAUGGAACCUACACAGCGCGCGUCUCAACCAGCCUUUCCGCUUCGGAAACGCAUCCAACGACAUCAUAGAAACCAUUGCAAGCAAGUACGAUCUAAGCGACAACAUCGUCGCCAGUCUCCAGAAGAUCCUCGCAGCCGCCGGCGUAGACCUAACCACCGACGAAGUCUGGAACGAGCUCGCAACCACCGAAGUCCUCGACUUGAUCAACGGCUACAACAAGACGGUUACCCAAUACGACUACCCCGCCGGCUACCUCGCACACUCCGAUCUCACUGCCCUGCAAUACGCGUUCCUCCAGCCGGGCAACUACGACGUCGGCCUCGCUCUCGUGGCCGAGAAGACUAAGCAGCCCGUCACCACCGGCGAGCUCUUGACUAUCGGCGGCUCACCUGGCUCGUCUCCUUUCACUGGACCUGUGCUUGUUAUUACUGGUGAGACGGAUGUUCCUUUCUGUGGGGGUAAUUGUUACGGUCAGCUUAUGGGGUCUAACGCUUCCAAUAUCCCUGAGGGUGUUGGGAUGGCGUAUCCCAAUGCUUCUGCUUUCGAGUCGUACAUUCAGCCUAAUACUGGGCAUGGGUUGAACUUUCACUAUAAUGCUACGGCUGGGUAUCAGGUUAUGCAGGAUUUCUUGGCUAGUAAUGGGCUUGCUGCGGAGUAA
This is a messenger RNA of Alternaria ventricosa, 1332 nucleotides long. RefSeq lists its product as uncharacterized. Lineage: Eukaryota; Fungi; Ascomycota; Dothideomycetes; Pleosporales; Pleosporaceae. The transcript is spliced from 2 exons. The record is from RefSeq and is a predicted model, not a curated record. Bases 1 to 1332 code for a protein of 443 amino acids.